This is a messenger RNA of Zingiber officinale, 842 nucleotides long. Its product is annotated as ubiquitin-conjugating enzyme E2-17 kDa-like. Lineage: Eukaryota; Viridiplantae; Streptophyta; Magnoliopsida; Zingiberales; Zingiberaceae. The record is from RefSeq and is a predicted model, not a curated record. Gene Ontology annotation, biological process: protein polyubiquitination. Bases 144 to 590 code for a protein of 148 amino acids. Gene Ontology annotation, cellular component: nucleus. Gene Ontology annotation, molecular function: ubiquitin conjugating enzyme activity. The transcript is spliced from 5 exons.
UGGCGGACCAUUUAAUACGUCGGGGCAUUCGCGUUAAAAGCACGCAGCUCCGCUUGCUUUUUUCCUUCUUCGCCGUUUCAACGUCGCAGCAAGGCGAGGGAAGAGCAAUCGGAGAAGGAACGUAGAGAGUCGGGUCAACAUCCAUGGCUUCGAGGCGGAUCAUCAAGGAAUUGAAGGAUCUGCAGAAGGAUCCCCCUACUUCUUGCAGCGCAGGCCCCGUGGCUGAAGACAUGUUCCAUUGGCAAGCAACGAUAAUGGGUCCACCAGACAGUCCAUAUGCAGGGGGUGUCUUUCUUAUUACCAUCCACUUCCCUCCAGAUUAUCCCUUUAAGCCGCCUAAGGUUGCUUUCAGGACAAAGGUUUUUCAUCCAAAUAUUAACAGCAACGGAAGCAUUUGCUUGGACAUCUUAAAAGAGCAAUGGAGUCCGGCAUUAACUAUCUCCAAGGUUCUUCUUUCCAUUGGUUCCCUCUUAACUGAUCCAAACCCAGACGACCCGCUGGUUCCUGAGAUUGCUCAUAUGUACAAGACAGAUAGGACCAAGUAUGAAACGACAGCUAGGAGCUGGACCCAGAGGUACGCAAUGGGAUGAAACAUUGCAGAUGGCAUGAGAGAUGGAGGUGGCUUCGCGGUAUCGUAUAUUUGUUUACAAGAACUAAUUGUUUAUAGUAUUAAAAUAUCCUACAUGUGUGUCAUUCGGUCAACUAAACGACUGUCAAGCAUCUGUUUCUGGUUUAAGAUAACUCUGUUUGCUACCUUGUUAACAUUUGCUUGCCUUUCUUGUAAUGAGCCAUGAUUUCUUGGAUCAUUUUUUAUGGUCCAGGAGAUGGAUCAUUUAUAUUUA